GGCUCAAAAAGCGCUCCGAAACACGUCGUGUGUUCCUCCGACCCACAGUUUUCAGCCGCAUUUCGCAUCUUCUUUGAGUUGCAAUGGGUUGCGGACAGAGCAAGGAAGGCGGUGCCCCAGCCACUCGUGAGUCCAAGGCAAAUGUGGAUGAGCAGACCUAUAUGUUCCUUUGCAAGGUCAAGCUCUUGAAGCGUUUGCCCAAGGAUGAGUUGCCAGCCCUGGCCAAGCAGGCCACUGAAGUGGAAUUCAAGCCAGGACAGUCGAUCAUCACACAGGGAGAAGAUGGCCACGACUUCUUCAUGAUCAAGAAGGGCACAGCUGAUGUGGAGAUCAACGGCAAGAAGGUGGCAUCUUUGAAAGCCGGUGACUACUUUGGUGAGAACGCUUUGUUGCGCAACGAGCCCCGCAACGCCACCAUCAAAGCCAAUUCCCAGGUCAUUACCUUGAAGAUCACGCGCCAGUCCUUCAUGAGCCUUGGUCUUCAGGACAAGUUGGAGUUCGCCAAGCGUGGCGCCGUGGGCGGAGGCGCUGCCGUGCAGGCUGAGGUCAAGCCACCCUGCGCAAAGUCUGAUGGCGACAUCGCGCUGAUCAAGAAGGCCUUGCAAUCCAACGCCAACUUGAACACCAUCGCCAAUUUGGACGAGGGCCGCAUGAAGGCCAUGUGCGACGUGAUGUGGAAAGAGGAGGUUCCGCAAGGCACUGCCUUGAUCAAGCAAAACGACCUCCAGGCGGACUAUUUCUAUGUGGUGCAGUCCGGCAGCUUCGCUGUGUCCAAGGCCGAGGACACCAAAGAGGGUCAAAGUGCCGAGGAUGCGGCGACCGCACAGCUGGGCACGGUGGAGGCGGGCGGCAGCUUUGGAGAAUUGGCCCUGCUGUACUUUGCCCCACGCGCAGCGACCAUCACUGCCACGGAGAAAUCCGUGGUUUUCGUGACUGCACGACAUCAGUUCAAGGAGAUCUUGCUGAAGGCCAACGAAGAAGAGACCAAGCAGAAUCUCAACUACGUCGGUCGCUGCGAAGUGUUCGAAGCAGCCCUCAAGGAUUCUGAGAAGAAGGAGCUCGCCAUGGCCAUGCUCGAGAUGACCUUCAGCAAGGAUGAGACCAUUUUCGAGCAGGGAGAAGUGGGCACACAGUUCUUCUUGCUCAUCGAGGGCUCGGUGAACGUGAUCAAGGAUGGCAAGGAAGUCGCCAGCUUGAAGGCCACGGCGGACAAAGCCCCCUACUUCGGAGAGAAGGCCUUGGAGAACAAGGAGCCUCGCGCCGCGACGGUGAAGGUGACCUCCAACACGGCCAGAACGCUCUUUGUGGAUCAAGAUACCUUCGAGGCGGUGCUGGGCUCCUUGACGGAGCUGGUGAAGCGCGGGAAGGAUGGCACCACGGUGGUGAGCAAGGUGCCGCGCAAGACGGCCGCCGACACGAAGCGCUUCGGCGUGAUCAAGUUCAAGGACCUCAAGAAGCUGGGCCUGUUGGGCUGCGGCGGCUUCGGGGCCGUAGAGCUGGUUGAAGAGACCAAGAACGGAAACAUGUACGCCUUGAAACAGCUCAGCAAGGGAUUCGUGAUGAAGAGUGGUAUGCAGCAGAGCGUCAUGAGCGAGAAGAACGUGCAGCUGAUGUGCGACUCGCCCUUUGUCGUGAAGCUCUACGAGACCUACAACAGCCCAGAGCACCUCUACUUGCUCUUGGAGUUGGCUUUGGGUGGCGAACUUUACGCCACGUACAACAAGCGCAACAUGUGGGGCAACGAGCCCUGCGCCAAGUUCUACGUCGCUGGCACCGUUUUCGCCUUCGAGCACUUGCAUUCCAAGAAGAUCGUCUUCCGUGAUCUCAAGCCAGAGAAUUUGCUGCUCACAGACCAGGGAAGGGUUAAGCUCACGGACAUGGGCUUGGCCAAGGUGAUCUUCGGGAAGACCUACACCACUUGCGGCACCCCCGACUACUUCGCCCCCGAGCUGAUUGCAUCCAAGGGCCACGGGUUUGCUGUGGACUGGUGGACCUUGGGCGUGCUGACCUUCGAGCUCAUGUCAGGACACCCUCCAUUCGAGUCUGCCACCCCCAUGCAGAUCUACGCCAAGGUGCAGAAGGGUAUCAACACAGUGACCUUCCCCAAGAAACUCAAGGGAGAUGUCGAGGUGAUGGUCAAAGGUUUGUGCCACGCAAAUCCAACCGAGCGCUUGCCAAUGAAGAAAGGAGGCAUUCAGAACGUAAAGAAUCAGAAGUGGUUCAGCGGCUUCAGCUGGUCCGACAUGGAAUCUCUGAGCAUGAAGGUCCCAUAUGCCCCCACAGUGAAGAGCAAGAAGGACAUGAAGAACUUCAGCGCCAACAAGGAGGAUAUGCCCCCACAGGUGCCCUACAAGGACCCCAAGACCGGCUGGGACAAGGACUUUGCCACCAGCGACUAAGGCGUCUUCGUGGCCGAAGGCGGUUGAAGAUGAGCACUACGGAAGAUCACGGAUCUGGAUGUGCGAUUCUGGGUCAGUUUGCUUUCCUUGAACGCAGCUAAGUCUAAAAUUGACUGAUACUGCCUGCAGCGCAGCGCAAUGGCGGAGAGGUUGGUCUUAG
Durusdinium trenchii is the source of this 2559-nucleotide messenger RNA. NCBI's taxonomy places the organism in Eukaryota, Dinophyceae, Suessiales, Symbiodiniaceae. The record is from the annotation of a GenBank genome assembly.